AUGGUUGAAGAUAGACUAGCCUCAGAAGUUGUUACGGAAAGAAAUGAUGAUCCUGGCUGGCAUAACAAUGGCGCAGAACCUACAGUGAAGCAAGAUACACCUGAAGUCUUAGAAAUAGACCUCGAUUGGGUGAUUAACAAUGAGGUGGGACAAUUUGGACGGUUCCAAAUUAUUAAUAUCCUACUAUUAAUGUUCCCCAUUGUUUCUCAUGCGUUUUUGAGUGAAUAUGUGUUUUCCGCUUCCGCUGUUCCGCAUAGUAGAUGUCGGAUCCCUGAAUGUGGAGAGACUAGUGGAACAGGCUACGAAUUGUUCCCAGAGUGGAUCUUGAACGCUGUUCCCAGCAGCAACGGACAACCAGACAGUUGUUCACGCUACGUGCCGGCGGGUAAUGGCUCGCUGGAGUACUGCCCGGCUACCAUCUUUGACCAGGCUGUCACGCAGGAGUGCGAUGAAUUCGUGUACGAGAGGACCAAUUCAGUUGUGUAUGAGUUUGAUCUAGGCUGCCAAGAGUGGAUGCGGGCGCUGGCCGGUACAUUGAACAGCAUUGGCUCUCUACUCGUACUCCCGAUCACAGGCUACAUAUCCGACAAAUAUGGGAGACGUGUUGCUCUCUGCAUCAGCGUCUUCAAUUUGGCGUUUUUGGGCCUCAUCAGAGCGUUUUCUGUUAACUAUCCCAUGUAUCUGGUGCUACAGAUUUUGCAGACGACUCUCGGAGCCGGCACAUACAGCACUGCAUUUAUUUUAGGUAUCAUUAAAUUAUUUUCAGCGGCAGAACAAUUGGUUGGCUCAAAAUACCGAGUGCUGGCGAGCUCAGUGAACUUAGUCUCCUUCCCAGUGGGUCACAUCAUCAUGGCCGGAAUAGCCUGGCUCGUGCAACCAUGGCGUUACUUUAUCAUGACACUAUACAUCCCCUGCUUUCUAAUGAUCGCUUAUUACUGGUGCAUCUCGGAAAGUGUUAGGUGGCUACUUACUAAAGGAAGGUUCGACGAAGCCAAAGAUGUUCUGGAGAGAGCUGCGAGAGUAAAUAAAACAAAGAUCAGUGAGAAAUCUAUGCAGGUGCUGAUGAAGCCUGCGCCAGCAAAAGAGAGUCAGACGAACAACUUCAAAGGCUUAAUUUAUACCAUUUUCAAAUCCCCGAUAUUGCUUUGCCGUGUCUGCACAACACCAGUCUGGUGGAUCGCAACUACAUUCGUCUAUUAUGGGUUAUCCAUAAACUCCACUGGGCUCCCGGGCAAUAUGUACGUCAACUAUAUGCUGGUGUGUGCUGUGGAGAUCCCUGCUCUUUAUACCGCUGUGCUGUUGCUGGAUCGUGUUGGCAGGAAAGCUGUCCUCACGACAGGGUUCUUGCUCAGUGCUGCUUGCAACCUUGCAUUCGCUUUCAUUGACAAUAAUGAACUAGUGACACUGGGUCUUACACUGUUCCUGGUGGGUAAAUUUGGAAUCUCUGUAGUGUUCACGUGUUUAUACAUUUACACCUCUGAGCUAUACCCAACACAGUUCCGUCACACACUGUUGGGAUUCUCUUCUAUGGUUGGACGUAUUGGCUCCAUCACCGCUCCGCUUACUCCUGCUUUGGCAGUAUACUGGGCCGGAAUCCCAUCAGUAAUGUUUGGCGCUAUGGGUCUUUUGGCCGGCCUGCUGGUGUUCACACAGCCGGAGACCCUGGGAUGCAAGAUGCCGGACACCCUAGCUGAGGCAGAGGCUAUUGGCAGACAAAAGAAGAUAAUUACGACAGCUCUCUAG
Molecule: messenger RNA, 1743 nt
Organism: Cydia amplana
Lineage: Eukaryota; Metazoa; Arthropoda; Insecta; Lepidoptera; Tortricidae
Product: organic cation transporter protein-like
Exons: 7
Coding region: 1-1743 (580 amino acids)
Biological process (GO): transmembrane transport
Cellular component (GO): membrane
Molecular function (GO): transmembrane transporter activity
Source: RefSeq, a predicted model, not a curated record